GUCUCUCCGACCAUCUGUUAUGUGAACCUCCUUGGCAAUAGACAAACAGUUGCCAUCUUGAAUACUACGUACGUGCAUAUAUUGGAUCCUUCAGGGCCUUAGAACUGCAGCGAUGGAUUACAACAACAUUAUUUGGAUAAAAGCAGAGGUAACAGACGAGAUAUCAACUGAGGCAGACUCUGCAAUUCGUGAAGCUCAAUUAGUUAACUCAGAGUCCAAGAAGAAACCUGAACUAAAUUUGGGACUAGAGGAAACCGAGAACAUUUUAUGUGUUCCUGAAUUUCAUCCUCAGAUAAUUAAGGAGGAGUGUCUUGAAGAUCCAUUAGUAAUCUCAGGGUCCCUUGGUUCUAUCAAGGAGCCUCCAGAAUUAAAUUUGGAAGCAGAAGAAAGUGAGAAUUUUGUCUUAACCUCUGCAAAUGAUUCUCUUGAUGUAUGUGACCCACUGAGUGUAACAGAUGAUGAGGAGGCAGCUUCAAAAAGAUGUGCACGAGACAGUCCACGGUUGACGAAAGUGGCAAGUGAGGCUGGUAGUUUUGUAUUUGAUGAAACAUAUCAGGGAACAACAGAUGUGGAAGUUCCAUGAACGGUUUUCUGCUACCUUGAUUAACUGCUUAAUCACUGGAGGAUGGAAGAUGGCCCAUCUAUAAUAAGCACAUAAUAUGUGAUUUAUGUUACAUUUUUGUAAGUAUGUAAGUAGUGCAUCUGCAGAAAAGCUCAUAUCCUGUUGGGAUAUUUGGCAACGCAUUUCUUAAAUUUCUGGUAGCUUAUUGUCCAACACCAAUGAACAACAUAGAUCUGUUACACAAUUGCUUAUAUUUCAUAACUUUAGUGUAACUUCCGAAAUCACCCAUAUAUAAUUUGAAAUUUUACUCCUUUCCAAUGUUUAUUCAGGAACAAUAAUUUAUCCAAAGUCAGGUAUGGACCUAAACAAGUU
Schistocerca nitens (vagrant locust) is the source of this 934-nucleotide messenger RNA. RefSeq lists its product as uncharacterized. The record is from RefSeq and is a predicted model, not a curated record. The coding region runs from base 113 to 583 and encodes 156 amino acids. The transcript has 9 exons. NCBI's taxonomy places the organism in Eukaryota, Metazoa, Arthropoda, Insecta, Orthoptera, Acrididae.